AUGUGUAUUGUUUGUCGUUUCUUUUUCCUUACAUCAGUACUAGGUUCGACGAAUGUCGCAGCUGGAGAACUUAAUUUAUCACAAAAAAUAUAGCAUUCUCAAGCGUCUGGCUCUCCGUUCCCGGAAUUGAAAGCCGAAGUGCCCCCUCCUACCCCUUUCGUGAUCUCGAUCUUCCGCAGGAAGAAUACUUCCUAGGGUUUAGGGUUCAGAGGCGACGGAAAGAGUGUGAAGAGCGAAAUAGAGGAAUGGGAAGGGGAAAGGUGCAGCUGAAGAGAAUCGAGGACAAGAGCAGUCGACAAGUGACUUUCUCGAAGCGGAAGGGCGGGCUGAUGAAGAAGGCUCGAGAGCUCGCAGUGCUGUGCGACGUGGAGGUGGCGCUCAUGAUCUUCUCCGACCGAGGCAGGCUCUAUGAGUUCUCUAGCGCUGAGAGUCUUGGAAAAAUCCUCGAGCGGUAUAGGACACAUGUAGAAGAAGAAAUCGCUGUCCGCAGGAGUUCUGAGCUAGAAAAGACGCAUCAUGCUGACUGCCCUGGUCUUCAGAUGGGCGCUAGGCCACUGGAAAUGAUACAAAGGUACCUUGAAGAACAGAAUAUUCAAGAGAAAACCUUGAUAGAACUCACUCACUUAGAGAUAGAACUGGAUGUGAUAUUGAGACAAACCAGAUUCAGAAAGACGCAGCUAAUGAUUGAAGCUAUAAAAGCGCACUACGAAGAGGAAAAGCAGCUGAGAGAAGAGAAGACACUGAUGGAGGAGGAGAUGGCAGCAAUGAUGAGUGAGGACCAUGUCCUGAGACUGGAACUGGAGCCCAACAACGCCCGUGCCCCUCCACUCCAAGAAACCUUGCUUAAUCUGUUUUGACCUAAAAGUGUCACUGCUUUCCUGCAACUCAAGAAGUUGUCUUCCUACCCCCCAACUUCUAAAGAAUUCCACGUGUCACUUUCAGACUCCCUGAAAAGCUGCAUGUGCACCCGUCCUCCUAUAUGGCUUCGGAUUCCUUAUUGGGUGGCUGUCAUUCUCUAUCGAUGUAGAUUUAUUAUUUGUUAUCUUAGUGGCUUGGUGCAAGUAAUAUGUUUGUCUUAUAAAAAAUAUAUAUAUAUAUAUAUAUAUAUCCACGUCUAUGGAAUAUGAAUAAUAAGAAGUAGAAGAAUAUUCGGAACACACCUUGUAAUAUGUUUGUCUGUGCGUUUCUAAGACAUUAUGUUUGUUUA
Messenger RNA from Juglans regia (Persian walnut), 1207 nucleotides. RefSeq names its product truncated transcription factor CAULIFLOWER A. Gene Ontology annotation, biological process: positive regulation of transcription by RNA polymerase II. The record is from RefSeq and is a predicted model, not a curated record. The transcript has 7 exons. The coding region runs from base 246 to 857 and encodes 203 amino acids. Lineage: Eukaryota; Viridiplantae; Streptophyta; Magnoliopsida; Fagales; Juglandaceae. Gene Ontology annotation, molecular function: protein dimerization activity; DNA-binding transcription factor activity, RNA polymerase II-specific; RNA polymerase II cis-regulatory region sequence-specific DNA binding.